UUACAGGCUCCUAUUAAGUCGAUCUACCCUCCCAGGGGUCUCACAUUUUCAUGUAUUCCCCGUAAAGGCUCACCAGCAUGCCAGUGUGUGCCUUUUGAAGUGCAUGAGAGUUACUUGAUCCAGCUGAGAGAAGAAAUCGCUGCUAAAAGCACAGUCUCCAGCUUUCUUCCUCCACGAGAGUAAUCCGAGUGAGUUUACUCAUAUCUACAUCUGUAAGACAUCAUCUUUUCUGUAACCUUAGUCAUCUAUGUGAGUCAACAGAAGUAAGAAAGGAGGAACGAUUUCCUCGUAGACGAGGCGAGGCGUUUAUAUCCCGAAUGUUCUGUGUGUGGAAGUAAGGAAGGGCUGAAGCGAAAACAACGUGUUUACCAAUCUCUGCGAAAGAAAACACGCUCUUGAUCUGCGUGACCAGACCAGUGAUCGACAAGUUAAAGAAACCUGUGAGCUGAUUGAUAACGGUUAUUCCAUCUGGAUAGCUACUAUUGUGAACUUUGUGUCCUUUGUUUUGGUUUUUUUUUUUUUUUUGGUGCUGCUUGUGGUUGUUGUAUGUAAGGAAUAUUUUGGGUAUUUCAUUUUUUCUUUGCGCAUUGAACGGUGUGAGUCAUGACUUCUGGUUAUGCCCAUGUAAUGGACAGGCAAGCUUCGAUUUCCAGUCGUCUGGAGAGCCCGAUUACAGCAAAUCUGGAAAAUCUUCAGGCUAAAAAGAACUUCUCAGUAAGUCACCUGUUGGAUCUGGAGGAGGCAGGGGAGAUGGUGGGGACUCACCAGGAAGAAGGUGCCGGAGAGGCGGGCAGGAGUAUGCUGGAGUCUCCUGGGCUGACAAGCGGCAGCGACACCACACAGCAGGAGAAUGAUCAAUUAAACUCAGAGGAGAAGAAGAAAAGGAAACAGCGACGUAAUAGAACCACGUUCAACAGCAGCCAGUUACAGGCACUAGAGAGAGUUUUUGAGAGGACGCACUACCCCGAUGCCUUUGUGCGAGAGGACCUGGCACGCAGAGUGAACCUGACCGAGGCCCGAGUCCAGGUGUGGUUUCAGAACCGAAGGGCCAAGUUCCGUCGGAAUGAGCGAGCUAUGCUGGCCAGUAAAAACGCCUCCCUGCUCAAGUCCUACUCUGGAGAUGUGACGGCAGUGGAGCAGCCAAUAGUGCCUCGCCCUGCACCCCGACCCAAUGAUUACCUGUCCUGGGGCACUGCCUCUCCAUACAGCUGGUAUCCAAGUCCGGAAGGCGUGCCAAUGAGAGUCUCACAGAAAAUGCUGCCUUCAGAAUGCAAUGCCAUGGCUACCUACCCACCCACAUGCGCUAACACCAAUACCACCCAGGGAAUGAACAUGGCGAAUAGCAUCGCCAACCUGCGCCUCAAAGCAAAGGAGUACAGCUUAAACCAGGUGCCAACAGUGAACUGAAAGCAACAACCAACAUGCGCUACAAGAUUAUGACUGCACCUGCUUUCACAAAGACCUGCCCAAGACUGACCAUGGCUGGCAAAAUCCAUCUCUUGGGAAUUACAACUAAAGCUUACUCUAGGUUGUGCAUCACUCCACUGAUGAACAUUUCUAAGAUGCGAAAUCCAAUCAGACAGUAAAAGACUGAAUAAAACUUGAAGUGUUAAGAAUAUUAUGCCAUGGCAUGCUUCUUUAGACACUGUAACACUAAUACACUUGUAUAUAAUUAGAACAAAUAUCGCCCCCCCCCCCCCCCC
Molecule: messenger RNA, 1703 nt
Organism: Polyodon spathula (Mississippi paddlefish)
Lineage: Eukaryota; Metazoa; Chordata; Actinopteri; Acipenseriformes; Polyodontidae
Product: paired mesoderm homeobox protein 1-like
Exons: 5
Coding region: 604-1407 (267 amino acids)
Biological process (GO): regulation of DNA-templated transcription
Molecular function (GO): DNA-binding transcription factor activity, RNA polymerase II-specific; DNA binding
Source: RefSeq, a predicted model, not a curated record